GAAGUGUGCCCUAAAAAUUUCAGUUGCUUCAGACCCGACCCCUACAGCGGUCGUAUUUUGGAUUGGUAAAAAUUUAAGAAAAACAAAAAUUUGGUUGUGAAAAAUUCCUAAAGUGGGUACAGUGCCGUCAACAUGUCGGCGUUGCGCCUGGUGGUGCCUCGCAUGCCGCCAUCCUAUGUCGCCUGGAAGAUGGGACGUCGCUUCGCCAGCGGCGGCGGCGAUGGCGUCCGUCUCAUGGUCGGCGAUCGCGAGGUAGUGGGUUACGGCAUCAACGGUCGGCCCAUCUACUUUGACAGGUCAGACUUCCCGUUUCCGGCCAUUCGGUAUCGCACAGUGACGCCAGAGGUGUGCGCACUCCGUGAGAAAGAGCUAGGCGACUGGAAGACGCUUUCGAUUGAGGAUAAGAAGCAGCUGUAUCGGCAUAGCUUCUGUCAAACGUUCGCAGAGUUCCAGUAUUUCUCGCCCGACUGGAAGCUAGCAUUGGGCCUGCCCCUGUGGUUGCUGGCUAUUGCCUGUGGCAUAACAGUGUUCAUGAAGACCACAGUAUACAAAUAUACGCCGGAUACUUUAGAGGAGGAUCGGCAGUCGGCGCAGCUACGCAGGAUGAUCCAUCUACAGAUGAACCCGGUCACUGGAGUGUCUUCCCAGUGGUGCUACAACACCAACAAGUGGAAGUAAUACUCGUUUGUUGGUGGCUAACUCUCAGAUCCUUAAUUGAAUUGCCGUAUAUAAAUUAAUAUUUUUUUUUUUAACAAAUAUGACCACAUGUAACACUACACCAACAAUCCCUCAACAACAUCAACAAUGAUUCAACAAUUGUUCAUCACAACACACCAACACUAUAGUUACGAUAUUUACAAUAAUUUUAUGAUACAAACACGCGAUUGCAGUCCCCAUCAACCAGCCUUUCCUCAACCUAAACUGGCAAACUCGUCGAAUUUCUUCAUACAUCCCCAAUACCACAAGACUCACAGAAAAAAAAAAAACAUGCAGAAAUUGAAAUUGAUCUAUUUAGGAUGCCCUCGACAGAAAACCUUGCAAUUACAUAUGGAAUUAAUGCAUUUACAUUUACAAUUACAAUUGCACGUUUUCAAUACAUAUACACUACACAACACUCUUUUAAUGUUAUGUAAAAAUAAGACUCUCACACCGA
Messenger RNA from Drosophila kikkawai, 1153 nucleotides. RefSeq names its product Cytochrome c oxidase subunit 4-like (gene COX4L). The record is from RefSeq and is a predicted model, not a curated record. Gene Ontology annotation, biological process: mitochondrial electron transport, cytochrome c to oxygen. NCBI's taxonomy places the organism in Eukaryota, Metazoa, Arthropoda, Insecta, Diptera, Drosophilidae.